UAUCCGCCUUCUCAACUGGACUUUCUGGAGUUCAUUCUUUCUUUCUUUCUUUCUCUAAACCUUAUCCUCUGUGACAUCUGCCAUGGCAUCUUCAACAUCCACCCUACAUUUCCUCGCACUCAACACUCAAUCUCUCCCUCUUUCCAAACCUAAUCGCGCCCCCGUUUCAUUAUGCCUUUCUCCGCCCUAUCCAUCCUCGCUCAAUCGCUCUCUAUCCUUCUCCUGUUGCCUUACACCAUUCAACUCACUGCCUUACUCUUGCGUUGUUCGCAAUGUCGCCUUCUCGGACGAGAUUGAGGUGGCUGAAGAAGAAGACGAAGAAGAAGAUGAGGGACUACUCGGUAUAGACGGCUCAUCGUACUCUUACUCCGACGAGCCAAGUUUCCCUCCUGAACAGAAACUCUUUGUAGGGAAUUUGCCCUUCAGUGUUGAAAGUGCUACUCUUGCUAGUCUGUUUGGUCAAGUAGGAAGUGUUGAGAUGGCCAGGUUAUAUAUGACAAGCAAACUGGAAGAAGUAGAGGAUUUGGGUUUGUGACAAUGUCUACUGUUGAGGAAGUAGAAGCAGCUGUUCAACAGUUGGAUGGAUAUGAACUUGAUGGGAGGCAAUUGAGGGUGAACUGUGGGCCUCCACCACCAAAGAGGGAAGGCUCGUUCAGAGGAUCCAUGGGUGGGGGAGGUUACAGUACUAACUCUAAUAAGCUCCAUGUGGGGAAUCUUGCGUGGGGUGUUGAUGAUCAAGCACUUGAAACCUUGUUCAGGGAGCAAGGAAAGGUGAUGGAAGCCAAAGUCAUUUAUGACAGAGACAGUGGCAAAUCAAAGGGGUUUGGAUUUGUUACUUACAGUUCUGCUGAGGAGGUCAAUGAUGCCAUUAAAUCCUUGGAUGGCGCUGACCUAAACGGAAGAUCAAUCCGUGUAAGUGUUGCUGAAUCCCGUCCCAGACGUUUCUGAGAUUUUCAACUGUGAACCAUGAUUGGUUUAUACCCAAGGAAAGUAUGAGCAUCAUUUAGGAGGAAAAGCGGUGAAGAGGCAAGGUUGAUGAUGCCUUGGUUGUUUUGGAGAGCUUGUUAUAUUUAACACCCAACUAAACAAGCGCAAGUAGUUUAAUGUAAACUGUUGUUUUCAAUAUAUGUUAGCUCUAGAAUUCCUCUGAAAUACUGCUUCUCUUGAGUUUUUCAAUAAGACUGGAGUUAUGUACUGGAGUAUAAAAUAUGUUUUGCUGGGUGCCAAAGCGACAAAUGAUCAAAUGUGAAAGCCCAAGUUGUCUGAGCUUAUGUUUUGCGAAGUGAAUAAGGCGUGAAAGCCAGAGUCUCUUUUUGUUCCACUAUGGAUGUUUUUACUUGGACCGUAAUUCCUCCCAGAUCAGACUAGACUUGGAUAGUUAUAAAAAUACAAAGAAAUCAUACUAGACCAGUUCAGAUUAGAUCAUCAAAUUACAGUUCAAGUAAAAACAUCUUAUAUGUUCACACACUAACCCCAACUUCAAACUUCUCCAAUGUAAAAAUUUUGUUUAGUUCACUUCUAAGGCGUGCAAGUCUUUCAACGGUUAGCUUAGAGCAUCUCCAACACUCUCUUUCAAAGGAGUGAACAUUUGCCAGAUAUUCAAGUUUACAAAGUGUGAAGAUUUUUUUGUCUCCAAUGCAUUCUUUCAUCUGCCUGGUCAAGCUGACAUGGAACCAUCGCUUUUAUACUCAAUUUAGAAUUUCAGAAAGCAUGUUGAACAUGCCGACUCAUCUAAAUUGAACCAACUUUUCUGUUUUGCUAAUUUAUUUCAUACGUAGUGGAGAGAAACUGCUUCCAAAGAUUACUAGUAGCCGAUAAUUUCAAAUUUUUAACAUUAUGCAUUGGGAGUCUUUUAUGCCUUUCUUCUAUUGACAUUUGGCAAAAUUUUCUCCCUGUUAAAAGUAGAGCAUUGGAGAUGCUCUUAAUGUGACUAAUUACUAAUAAC
Cuscuta europaea is the source of this 1945-nucleotide messenger RNA. Lineage: Eukaryota; Viridiplantae; Streptophyta; Magnoliopsida; Solanales; Convolvulaceae. The record is from the annotation of a GenBank genome assembly.